This is a messenger RNA of Parathielavia appendiculata, 819 nucleotides long. RefSeq lists its product as uncharacterized. Lineage: Eukaryota; Fungi; Ascomycota; Sordariomycetes; Sordariales; Chaetomiaceae. The record is from RefSeq and is a predicted model, not a curated record. Bases 222 to 698 code for a protein of 158 amino acids. The transcript has a single exon.
AAUCGGUGAACUUCAUGCCGCAUUUAUUGUAUCGAUCAAAUAUUUACCAGACCUUAUUGUGGAACCGAUCCUCCCAUCGUUACUCCGUACUAAUAUGGCGAGCACGGGUCUUGGACAGCCACAACAGCUUCCAUGUAAGGAGACCCAAACCACCCAUUAAUGUGAACAUGGAUCCGUAAGAUAGUCACCAGACUCAUGUCAUGUAAGAUGCAACAAGGCAGAUGAAGUUCGAGUUGGGCCUUGCAGGGCCGGUUAGCAGCGGAGGGGAGCGAAUCACAGUUGCGUUGAUUUGUGGCCAAAGCGCAAACCUAAAGAGGUUUACAACUUUUUUGGUGUGCAAGCGAAACCCAGGCGGCGCUGCCCGCACCCCCCUUCCUUCGCCAUCAGAAAGCCAGCUCCCCAAAAAUUUUCUAGGUUCCUGCUUUCCCUUUCCCACCACCAUUUCACACCCACCUUGUGAAAAACUCCAAGGAGGAAUCGUCUUCUACCGACAGAUUCCCUUGUUUUCACACGUAAUUCCGCCGGUAUCUCUCCUUCUCAGGGGCUUCGCAUCCAGAGAACAGAGAUAUACAUCUCCACUCUUCUGCUUCUCAAUUGCGAAGACGUUGGAUUUCGCGCGAGAUCUCCAACACGGUCGCUGCCAGGUCGCCUCCUUGGUUCCCUUGCGACAACCCACCCACCACACUCUUUCACCAUAGAGUUUUUUCGUCGCUCAGCCACCCGAUUCCUUCGAGUGUUUCGCGAUCCUUCACCGACUGGUACAUAGUGCGCAGUUAGAAGUCGAUAGACGAUCGAUCAUUCACUUCUGUCUGCGCAACA